Molecule: messenger RNA, 2589 nt
Organism: Cololabis saira (Pacific saury)
Lineage: Eukaryota; Metazoa; Chordata; Actinopteri; Beloniformes; Belonidae
Gene: cpt1b
Product: carnitine palmitoyltransferase 1B (muscle)
Biological process (GO): carnitine metabolic process; fatty acid metabolic process
Cellular component (GO): mitochondrion
Molecular function (GO): carnitine O-palmitoyltransferase activity
Source: RefSeq, a predicted model, not a curated record
AUGGCUGAGGCGCACCAGGCAGUGGGCUUCCAGUUCACUGUGCGUCCAGAUGGGGUGGACUAACUGAGCCAAGAGGUCAUCAGAAACAUCUACCUGUCAGGACUGACGGCAUGGAAGAAGAAAGCCAUUCAAUUCAAGAAUGGUGUACUCGCCGGAGUCUACCCCGCCAGUCCGUCCAGUUGGCUGAUAGUUGUGAUCGCCAUGAUGAGUUCCUUGUAUAUCAACACAGACCCAUCACUAGGAAUGAUUGACGUCAUCAAGGAAAACCUGCCACACAAAGACUGUAUGUCAGUGCAGACCAGAGCGGUGCUGGGGGCCAUCCUGUUCGCUACGGGACUGUGGCUGUUCCUCAUCUACCUGCUCAGAUACACUCUCAAAGCUCUGCUCUCCUACCACGGCUGGAUCUUUGAAUCUCAUGGAAGAAUGAGUGCAUCAACCAAAGUGUGGCUGAGCUUGGUGAAGAUGUUCUCGGGACGCAGACCACUGCUCUACAGCUUCCAGGCCUCCCUACCCAGGCUCCCUGUGCCCAGCGUGGAAGAUACCAUUCACAGGUACCUGGAGUCGGUCCGUCCUCUGCUGGACAACGCACAGUAUGACCAGAUGGAAAUGUUGGCCUUUGAUUUUAAAGAAUCCAAAGCAGGCCGACUGCAGAGAUACCUGGUCCUAAAAUCCUGGUGGGCAACAAAUUAUGUUAGUGACUGGUGGGAGGAGUACAUCUACCUCAGGAGCAGGAGUCCCAUCAUGGUUAACAGCAACUUUUAUAUAAUGGACCUGCUGUACGUGACCCCGACGCACCGGCAGGCUGCCAGAGCGGGAAACAUUGUUCAUGCUAUGUUGCAGUACAGACGGAAACUGGAGCGGGGAGAACAUGCACCGCUGAGAGCUUUGGGGACUGUUCCCAUGUGCUCCACUCAGAUGGAGAGGAUGUUUAACACCACCCGCAUCCCUGGCAUUGAGACAGACAUUGUGCAGCACCUGACUGACCGGAAGCACCUGACUGUCUACCACAAAGGCCGCUUCUUCCUGCUGUGGCUGUAUACGGGAGGCCGCCACCUCUUACCAAGCGAACUGGAGAUGCAGUUUCAAAGGAUCCUGAAUGACACAUCAGAACCUCAACCAGGAGAAGUGAAACUCGCUGCGCUGACUGCAGGAAACCGAGUUCCAUGGGCACGGGCUCGGGUUAAAUAUUUCAGCCACGGCGUGAACAAAGUGUCCUUGGAUGUUAUUGAGUCAGCUGCUUUCUUCUUGACACUUGACGAUGAGCCUCAAGGUUAUGACGAAAAGAAGACCAACUCACUUGAUAGUUAUGCCAAGUCCCUGCUGCAUGGAAAGUGCCAUGACAGGUGGUUUGAUAAGUCUUUCAACUUAAUCUCUUAUCCAAAUGGAAAGAUGGGUGUAAAUAUUGAACAUUCUUGGGCAGAUGCGCCAGUCGUGGGACACAUGUGGGAGUAUGUUGUUGCAACAGACUGUUUCCACCUCGGCUACACAGAGGAAGGGCAUUGUAGAGGCGACGUGAACAGGGGUCUGCCUUAUCCCACUCGACUGCAGUGGCAGAUUUCACAGGAGUGCCAAGAUAUCAUAGAAACGUCAUACCUGUCAGCCCAGAAGAUAGCCGAGGAUGUGGACUUCCACGGCUGCCUGUUCAAUGAGUUUGGCAAAGGAUUGAUCAAGAAGUGCAGGACGAGCCCUGAUGCCUUCAUCCAGCUGGCCCUGCAGCUGGCACAGUUCAGGGAUCAGGGUGUGUUCUGUCUGACGUAUGAGUCCUCCAUGACCCGCAUGUUCAGAGAUGGACGGACAGAGACGGUGCGGUCCUGCACCCCUGAGGCUGCCGCCUUUGUGAAAGCCAUGGAGGACACGGCUUCAACAAACACCUGUAGGCUGGCACUGUUUCGUAAGGCAGCAGAGAAGCAUCAAAACAUGUAUCGUUUGGCCAUGACUGGAUCUGGCAUCGACCGUCACCUUUUCUGCCUUUACAUCGUGUCCAAGUACCUGGGUGUGGACUCACCAUUUCUUGAGAAGGUACUUUCCGAGCCAUGGAGGCUGUCCACAAGCCAGACUCCACAGCAGCAGCUCAACCUUAUGGACAUCAACAAGUUCCCUGAGUAUGUGAGCGCUGGAGGUGGAUUCGGCCCUGUGGCUGAUGAUGGAUACGGUGUGUCUUAUAUCAUUGUUGGGGAACACCUCAUCACAUUCCACAUCUCCAGCAAGUUCUCCAGCUCUAACACAGACUCGUACCGGUUCGGCCUGCACAUUCAGAAGGCCAUGGUUGACAUCAAAGCGCUUUUCCAGCUUGAAAACCAUAAGAAGACCGCGGAGCACGCAAAGCACUUAGAAAAUGGGAAAAAGCACAUUUAGCCUAACCCUGAAGAGAGGGUCCUUGCUGUCCUUCGUUCAUGAAAACAGUUCCAGAAACAUGUUGCACUUAAUGAUCUGGAUCAUUACAGGAGCAGGGCAUUCCACUCAGUCGGACAUAAGGAAUACUUGCUGUUCCUCUAAUUUAUUUCUAUUUAUAUUGCACUUUCCAGAGCUGCUUUGUUUGCUGCAGAGGGAAAUAAAUUCUCUUUAAUGACAGGAAACCUGUGCCAAAAG